ACCAACAAGUUUGUGUGCCCAAUUAUAGCGUCAUUGCAGUGGGUUCGGCUCACGGACGUUACUUGGUGGUAUUUAGCGGUUUUUUCUGGGCGUUAAUGUUCAGUGGAGCAUUUACUUCGGACUUGGUGUUGAUUAGUUUAGCGACUGGGUGCAAAAGUUUGGGUAGUUUGCAAUUGGGUGUUGAGUUUUUGUGCUGGAACGCAGGAAAGGAGUUUUGAGUGGGAAAAGAGUGGAGCGAGAGCUGUAGCUACUAACGUGGGUCGGUGAUCAGAGAGCGUAAUUCAGUGAGAAAGAGGCUGAGAAAGGGGAGCCUCCAGAGUUUAGGUGGAACACAACCAUGGUGGUUGCGAAUUUGGACCAGGCUGUAACCCAGCCCCAACUUCCUGCGGAGACUGAGCUCAUCAUCGAAAAAAAGGGAGUUGGGAGGUUUGCAACAAUGAACCGCCCACGAGUUCUGAACUGUAUCAACCUGCCCAUGUUGGAAGAAAUUGCAGAAGCAUACGAGCAGUGGGAAGAAGAUGACAGCGUAGGAUUUAUUGUGCUGAAGGGGGCAGGCCGAGUAUUCUGCGCAGGCGGUGACCUCAAAACAUUCUAUGGGCUGGGAAAGUCAGAUGAAUCUUGGACAGCGAUGGUAUAUAUCAAGUAUUGGCUAGACUAUCACAUCGCUACAUUCAAGAAGCCCCUUGUGGCUAUCUGGCACGGCCUCGUAAUGGGAGGAGGAGCAGGGCUGUCCGUCACAGGAACCUUCAGAGUUGCCACCGAGAAAACUAUCUUUGCAAUGCCGGAAGCAGGAAUAGGACUUCACACAGAUUGUGGCGCUUCGUACUGGCUUUCACGUCUGAGCGGCUUCCUUGGAGAUUACUUGGGGUUGACAGGACACAGACUGGAUGGAGCGGAAAUGUAUGCUUGCGGCCUUGCAACCCACUUUGUUCCUCUCCAGAGUCUUUCAGAGCUUGAAAAGCGUCUGUCGGAGUUGUCGAUUGGUGAUGAUGCUUCCGUCGGAGAAGUCAUCGAGUCCUUCCACAAUCCAGCCCCCAUUUCACCAACAAGUAUUCUGCACAAGCAAGCAGCGAUAAACCGACUAUUUUCAAAGGGCACUGUUGAGGAGAUAGUUGAAGCUCUGGAGGCCGAGCUUGAAGAGACGCAAGAGACUUGGGUCAAGGAAACCCUCAAGACCUUGCGGAGGUCAUCUCCGAUGGGCUUAGCAGUAACAUUCAAAUCGAUCCGGACCGGUAGAAACGAGUCUCAGGCGGACACUCUAAAGCGGGAGUACCGGCUAACAAUAAAUGCCUUGAAAGGCACCGCGACGGACGAUUUCUACGAGGGUAUAAGAUCUAUCGUGGUGGACAAGGACAAUGCUCCGAAGUGGAAUCCAAAAAGUAUUCAAGAAGUGACACAAGAACAACUCGAAUCAGUUUUCAUGCCAUUCAAAGAUGCAUCGAAAGAAUUACAACUCCCAUCUGAGCAUGAGCCCAGAUGGAGUAAAAAAUUUGUGAAGGUCUGACUGCAUUCGCCUCAACAGCGAACAUAUUAAUUGGCUUGAGUCCACACCAAGUCCCAAAUCAUCAACUGGGUGAACCUACUCGAAUUUAUACUUGCUCAUAGUCCAGCCUCAUUCAUACAUUAUGAGCGGAAUACAGCUAGAGUUAAAUGACUCGGUGAGUAACAAACACGAGCUCUCAGAAUGUCCGUGCCUGGCGAGCUUCCUUGCAUGUCCUUCUAGGUGAGUGGCCUUCGGAUCACAGAAGAGACAAGCCCUUGAAUCCCCUUUUGUAUAUACUGCAACCAGGAGAUACACAUUGCAGACUGAUGUCAUGAGACCAUCAGUUUUUUUUAAGAAAAAAAAAAAAAAAAAAAAAAAAGUUCUUUCGCUCCAUCUAUCCAGUUUCCAAUUUCUCAAAGUGUGGCGGCUUACGAAGCACGUCACCAUGACCGAGAGGCAAGGCGAGAUGAGACUGGGCGUAGGUGACCUAAAUGGAUCAGUUUUAGGGCAUGGAACCCACGCUUUGUGGAAGGGGGACCAACGAAUGACCGUAAUUUGAUGAACGUCGUCCGUGUAUUUCAUUCAGUGGAAUCUGCAUUCAAAAACUCUCUUCCGCCCCUCCCUCCCCCAGCAAAAACUGAAAAACUUGCAUUCAUUCUUCUGUAUCAAAUAAAUAUCAAAUAAAUAAAAAUAACCCAUUUUCACGGAUCA
Physcomitrium patens is the source of this 2194-nucleotide messenger RNA. The record is from RefSeq and is a predicted model, not a curated record. Lineage: Eukaryota; Viridiplantae; Streptophyta; Bryopsida; Funariales; Funariaceae.